This is a messenger RNA of Aspergillus piperis CBS 112811, 1245 nucleotides long. Its product is annotated as rRNA-binding ribosome biosynthesis protein RPF2. The record is from RefSeq and is a predicted model, not a curated record. Gene Ontology annotation, cellular component: nucleolus. The transcript has 2 exons. NCBI's taxonomy places the organism in Eukaryota, Fungi, Ascomycota, Eurotiomycetes, Eurotiales, Aspergillaceae. Gene Ontology annotation, biological process: ribosomal large subunit assembly; maturation of LSU-rRNA from tricistronic rRNA transcript (SSU-rRNA, 5.8S rRNA, LSU-rRNA). Bases 52 to 1038 code for a protein of 328 amino acids. Gene Ontology annotation, molecular function: rRNA binding.
CAGCAUUCUCAAUCUCCUCCACUGCCCCCCAAUCUCGUCCCAUCCGCCAAGAUGCUCCGAGAAGUAAAACCCAAGAACGCGCGCACCGCGCGCAUCCUUAAAGCCAAAGAGCCGCAACUUAUCGAGCCCCCGAAACGGACUCUUCUCCUUCACGGAUCGAAAUGCCCUCAACCGCUGCACACGGUGCUGAAGACCUUCCACUCACUGACUCGGCCCAAUUCGGUUUUAUUCCACAAGAAGAAUGCCAACAUCCACCCGUUCGAGAGCGUUGAGAGCCUGGAGUUUUUGGCCGACAAGAACGAGUGCGGCAUGGUCGUGUUCGGAAGCAGCAACAAGAAGCGCCCUAACUGCGUGACGCUGGCCCGGGUGUUCAACUCCAAGAUCCUGGAUAUGUGUGAGCUGUUGUUGUUGCCGAAUCAGGACCAGACGGCUGGGUUGGAGAGUCUGCAGAUUGGUAUUGGCAUGCGGCCGAUGCUGUUGUUCUCGGGCAGUGCUUGGGAUGAUGAGACGUCGACGGCGCAUGUUAUGCUGAAGAGCAUGUUUGUGGAUAUGUUCAAGGGAGAGACGAGUGAUAAGAUUGAUGUUGAGGGUUUGCAGUAUGUGUUGAUGAUCGGCGCGGAGGAGGCCACGGACGGGCUGGCGCCUGUUGUGCACCUUCGCUGGUACAAGUUGCGGACGAAGCGCAGUGGGCAUAAGUUGCCUCGUGUGGAGUUGGAUGAGAUUGGUCCUAAGUUUGACUUCAAGGUUGGACGUCUGCAAGAGGCGCCGAGGGAGGUCAUGAAGGAGGCCAUGAAGCAGGGUAAGAGGCCGAAUGAGGAGAUCAAGCUCAAGAAGAACAUUGGGUUGGAUUCGAUCGGUGAUAAGAUCGGUCGCGUGCAUCUGGGUAAGCAGGAUCUUAGCGGUCUGCAGACUCGUAAGAUGAAGGGUUUGAAGCGUCGUGCUGGUGUCGAGUCGGAUGAUGAGGAGGGUGAUGCCGAUAUGAUGGAUGUGGAUGAGAUCUCGGAGGAUGAGGGACGCAAGCGGACGAAGACGGCCUGAUGUGCUUGACCACACUACAGUUUAUUCAUUUCUUUGAUGCGCAUACUGUCGUCUACUAUUGUCUAUCUACUAUCUAGUAUAGUCUACCUCUCUAUCGGCGUUCCGGGGGUUUGGAUUUCACUCUUGACUGAGGUCAAAGCAGCUCGCUCGGACCGGUAUUGUUGAUAUGUGAUGAUGUUUUAGACAUGCAAAAAGUUGUUACUGUUC